UUGCCACAUCGUGCAACUUGUUUUAUUUUUUUAUCGAAGGUGAUCGAUUAGAUAUGAUUGUCUGUUCGGACUUUAUUGUUAGGCUUUGUACCCCAUUGUUAAAAUGUAGGUGGACGGGGAAGGCUGUCCCUCUAAAACGGGCGUCGGAAGGAGAGGUCUUCCUGGGCGGUAUUAGGUAUUUACGCGUGGGCAACGACCGAGCACUUAUUGUAUUGUGACCUGACGUUCCUCACGUCCCCCUCACGUUCACACAUUUCUGCUCGUGACACGGUCGUGAACAGCGCGCUUCCUCGGACGUCUGACUUCCAGCCCUCGAGUGACCAGCCACCAGGCGGGACCCAAGAGCCUCUGUAGUAAAGAGUGCGAGAGAGGAAAGAUUGUCCUAGUGGUCAGCAGCAUCAGGCGUUGUUGCCAGGCGGUGCAUUUUUGAGCCCUGUUGUGCGAGCUGAAGUCGCUCCUCCUCCUCCUCUCUCUCUAGUCUGGGGCAGGACCCUGUCUUGGCCUCACUCCUUUCCGCUCGUGGCACCCGGGGUUUCUCUCGGAAUAUUUUGGGGCGAAAAGAAAGGCUUUGCGAGUUGCCCCCCCCACUCGCCCUGCCUGGUGCUGAGUUAAGGUACCUGUGGAGAGACGGAAGAGUAAAUCGAACGCGAGGAAAGCGCGGAAAUAAAAGUGUUUGUGUGCAAUUCUUGGAACUGUGCGAGUGGGUAGUUCCCCUGGUGUUGGAGACACGAGGAACGGGCGUGCUGUUGCUGCUGCAGCUGCAACACUUCCUUGCAAAGUCUCUGGUGGCAGUGACAAGGAAGAGCUUUACCUUCGCUAGACCAAUGGAGAUUACUCUCUUAACGCUCAUACAAGUAGGAGUCUUGGGUAUAGUGUUUGGAAGUGUGAAAGUACUUCUCUUUGUGUGUUCAUUUAUAACCACAGGGACAUCAUGGAUGGUGCAAGUAGUCCUGUUUUUACAGGAUUUCCUCUUCCACCCAUUAUCUUUACUCCAGACAUGUCACCGAGAAAUCAUGAGUCUAGCCCUAUGGACGUGCCGGGUGCUAUGGAACACGGUGCUAGCGGCAACAAAUCUGGUGCUAGCAGCCCUGGUGUGGACUUCCAUUCCAUCGGUUCAAAGGAAAGUCCUCUGAAGGGGAAGGGGGGGGCACUGCUACACCAUUUUUUGCACCCCCUCGAUUACUACCACCAGCAUCAGGCCAAAAGGAGAAGCCGCAAUAAUUCAAUAUGUAGUGACCAGGGAGACAUAACCCUUGAACUUGCAAAUGCUCAUGCCCAAGGACAGGCACAGAAAGAAAAAGAAAAAACAUUCCGCUCAAAGACGCCUGACCCUCCGCGAGUGCAGAGGCAGGAGAGAGAGAGAUCCCGCACACCUGAACCAUGGCCAGUCUACAGACCCCAAGCACGACAGCGACCACGCCCAAAAAACCUAUUUAUCCCAGUACCAAACCAGCCCCAGUCAAGAGGUAGUCCUGUGGGCACAUCCCCAACAAAUCGAAGGGGCAGUGCUACAGAAAGCAUUCCAAGUAUAGCCAGUAGUGAGAGUGGCAGUAGCACAGGGAGCAGUAGUAGUUAUACUGGUAGUGAAAGUGAGAGUGAGAGUGAAGAGGAAAAGCCUAAAACCUGGACAUCUGGAGUACGGACUUUAGGACAGGAGUAUAACCAAGUCUCAACUUCACCUGACAAGGAGCAGGCAUCUUCUCCCCCAGCCACCAGCCCCAGCAUACAGGCCAAAAGACCAUCCGUGAGUUUACCAAUUGACCAAAAUGCCCGGCCAAAAUCACCCCAUAAUUUUCAUUUCCCCUUUGACUACUUGUACAGAAGAAGCUCCCUUUCAAAGUCUUCACGUAGAGGCAGCAUUGAAUCUCCACUUGCACAGAACAGUUUCCCAGGACCAACUAGCCCCACUGAAACAAAAACUGAUUCCCUUAAGGUGCCAAAACCCCACUCUCCCUUCAACUGGUAUAGGAGAAGGUCCAUGUCAAAGUCCCCCAAUAGGCCUCCCCAUGCUCCUGUGGGGCAGACAACUAGCUCACCCACCAAGUCGCCCCAAAUGCAUCCAGCAGCUAAGAGUAGACUCAGCACACCAACGAGCGCAGCUUGUGAUAUCGAAAGCAACGCCUCCAAGGGUUAUUCCUUCACAAAAACACAGUCUCUUUCGCACUUUAAAAGAUCCUCAGGGGAAGCACACGGAGAGAAAAAAGGUGACUCAGAAAUAGAUAGGGAAAAUCAGGCGAAGGAUAUGGACAGCAGCUGGGAGAGUUUCUGGAGCGACAAUCCAGAUGGAAAUGCGUUGCGUUCCAGGAAAGACAAGCCUCGGAAGGGCAUUGAAAAAUCGUCAUCGGUGGAAAAAUUAUAUCACAUAUAUGAUCAGAUUAUCAAAGAAGGUCAGAUGCGAAGACACUCCUCGGAGACAGACAAGAGGCGACAUGGCAGUGGCACCCUCUCGCACACGUACAUGCGAGGCGAGAUGGAUCCCAACCAGGCAGCCAUCCUGUUUCGGGAUUCUCGAGGGUUACCUGCAGCAGACCCAUUCUUGGAGAACAUCAGUAGGAGUGACUUAGAACAAGAUGAAUCACAGAUCUUCGUCAAGUUCUUCAAGUUCCACCACACAUACGACCUCAUUCCUCUCAGUGCCAAGCUUGUGGUGUUUGACACAAAGUUACAGGUUAAGAAGGCAUUCUUUGCUCUAGUGUAUAAUGGCGUACGAGCUGCUCCGCUCUGGGACUCCACUCGGCAGCAGUUUGUGGGCAUGCUGACCAUCACUGACUUUAUCCGCAUCCUGCAGAACUUUUACCAGUCGCCAAACCGUAAGAUGGAAGAACUGGAGGAUCACAGGCUAGAGACAUGGCGCACUGUACUGAAGGACGAGUCUCGCCCUCUGAUCAGCAUCCGGCCAGAUGAGUCGCUAUACGUGGCAAUUCGCUCACUCAUUCAUCACAAGAUUCACCGCCUACCUGUUAUAGAUCCCGUCACUGGCAACGUUCUUUAUAUUGUAACACACAAGCGCAUUCUCAAGUUCCUCUACCUCUAUAUAAACGAGCUGCCCAAGCCGUCCAUCCUGCAGAAACCGCUGCGGGAUAUGAAUAUUGGCACCUACACUAACAUACAGACAGCCAGCCAGGACACACUGAUCAUUGAAGCCCUGAACCAGUUUGUCAAACACAGAGUGUCUGCUCUGCCCAUUGUCGAUGCACAAGGAAAACUUGUGGAUAUUUAUGCUAAAUUUGAUGUGAUUAAUCUUGCUGCUGAAGGAACAUACAACAACUUGGACGUGACACUGCGCAAAGCCAAUGAGUACCGUAACGAGUGGUUUGAACAAGUUCACCGAUGCACACUGGAUGAGACACUAGAGACAGUCAUGGAGCGCAUAGUGAGAGCGGAAGUCCACCGUCUCGUGGUGGUCGAUGAAGAAGGCAGAGUUGUUGGUGUGAUUUCCCUCUCUGAUAUUCUCAAGGAGCUUGUACUCAAACCUUGCAAAGAUACAGAGCCUAAUGGACUACAGUCAGCUACUGUAUCACAGAUGGAAGUUACACUCACAACUUCAGACUUGUCAGCUUCCCCCACAAAACCCUCAACUGAGGAUGGCAUGGAUCCCUCCACUGAGGUUUCCCAGGACUCCUCAGAGAAUUCCCCAGCCGAGCUAAAUAUCAAGGAGGUCGAAGUGACUCCACCAGCAGACGUCAACAUUAGCGUUGUGCGCAAGACAGAGAGUGAGGAUAGCGUGGAGGGAAAGUGGAGCAGUGAUGACCGACUUAGUCAACACUGCAGCAGCAGCAGUGGAAAGGUGGACCAGGAUGCUGCUAAGGCAUCUCCAGCAGACAGUGAGGAAGACGAGGGUCGCUACAGUAUGGGGGAUGCAGAUGAUCCUCCCCAGGCAGAGGUCAUUCCUAUUACAGGAUGAGAUGAUGAGGAUUGAAUGUGUAAAUAGUAUUGGCUUUGGAUAUGUUCAUGUGAGCUAUAUAUACACAUAAAUAUGAAAUGUGUGUGUGUGUGUGUGUGUGUGUGUGUGUGUGUGUGUG
Molecule: messenger RNA, 4022 nt
Organism: Penaeus indicus
Lineage: Eukaryota; Metazoa; Arthropoda; Malacostraca; Decapoda; Penaeidae
Gene: SNF4Agamma
Product: 5'-AMP-activated protein kinase subunit gamma-2-like
Exons: 9
Coding region: 932-3904 (990 amino acids)
Biological process (GO): regulation of catalytic activity; protein phosphorylation
Cellular component (GO): nucleus; cytoplasm; nucleotide-activated protein kinase complex
Molecular function (GO): AMP binding; protein kinase binding; protein kinase regulator activity
Source: RefSeq, a predicted model, not a curated record